AUGCCUGGUGGUGGUGCUGUUCACCUUGCGGCCACGACCGAUGUCGCCCGGAUCGAAGCCCCUGUCACUUUCAGAGCUUACCUGAUGUGCGCCUUUGCUGCCUUUGGAGGGAUCUUCUUUGGGUAUGACUCAGGAUACAUCAAUGGCGUGAUGGCAAUGAAGUAUUUCAUCCAUGAGUUCACCAGAAAGCCGUAUCCAGGGGCAGAUGCUACGGCUGCAGAGAAAGCUGCUUUUGCCAUCCCUUCAUCGCGCCAAUCCCUGAUCGUGUCAAUCUUGUCUUGUGGAACUUUCUUUGGUGCAAUCAUUGCGGGCGACCUAGCCGACUUCAUCGGCCGCCGAACCACCAUCAUUGCCGGUUGCGUCGUCUUCUGUCUCGGUGCCGCCCUCCAAACUGCUUCCACAGCUUAUGGUCUUCUCAUCGCCGGACGUCUCAUCGCUGGCUUUGGUGUUGGUUUCGUGUCUGCCAUAAUCAUACUGUACAUGUCGGAAAUUUCGCCCCGCAAGGUUCGCGGUGCUCUUGUGUCUGGCUACCAGUUCUGCAUCACCCUCGGGCUCUUGUUGGCGUCGUGUGUUGUCUACGGCACGGAAAACUUCACCGACUCCAGCUCAUACCGAAUACCAAUCGCUCUCCAGAUGCUCUGGGCUAUUAUCUUGGCGACAGGACUGUUUGUGCUGCCUGAAUCUCCACGUUAUUUUGUCAAACGUGGGAACCUUGACAGAGCAACCCAUGCUCUUGCCAGGCUGCGAGGUCAGCCUCGUGACUCUGAGCUGAUCCAGCAAGAACUGGCAGAGAUCGUCGCAAACCACGAGUAUGAGCUGCGGGUCGUUCCCCAGGAAAGUUACGUUGCGAGCUGGGCCAACUGCUUCAGAGGGAGUCUGUUCAGACCGAGCUCAAACCUGCGACGGACGAUUUUGGGUACUUCUUUGCAGAUGAUGCAGCAGUGGACCGGAGUCAACUUCAUCUUCUACUUUGGUACCACUUUCUUCACCCAGCUUGGAUCCAUUCAGAAUCCCUUUCUGAUUUCUCUCAUCACCACCCUUGUGAAUGUCUGUUCGACACCGCUGUCAUUCUGGAUCAUCGAGCGAUUUGGUCGGCGGUCCAUCAUGAUCUGGGGUGCUCUCGGCAUGGUCGUGUGUCAGUUCAUCGUGGCAAUUGCUGGAACUAUCGACGGCCGCAACCCACAGACAGUCAAGGCGGAGAUUGCAUUCAUUUGCAUUUACAUCUUCUUUUUCGCAACCACUUGGGGACCAGGUGCGUGGGUGGUGAUCGGAGAAGUCUUUCCUCUGCCUAUCCGAUCGCGCGGAGUCGGGCUAUCUACCGCCUCGAAUUGGCUGUGGAACUGUAUCAUUGCCGUCAUCACACCAUACAUGGUCGGAACCGACAAAGGCAACCUCGGGCCCAAGGUUUUCUUCAUCUGGGGUUCCCUGUGCGCAUGCUGCCUUGUGUAUGCCUAUUUCCUCAUUCCUGAGACCAAAGGCCUUACGCUCGAACAAGUCGACCGCAUGCUGGAAGAGACGACUCCACGGACGUCAUCGCGAUGGACGCCAAAGACGACCUAUGCGGCAGCAAUGGGAGUUAAUGAAGCUGGUGAACUCAAAUCAGAGGUCGUUGAAGGCAUCCAUCAUAAGAGUUCUGCUGUUUGA
Messenger RNA from Fonsecaea nubica, 1644 nucleotides. RefSeq lists its product as hypothetical. Gene Ontology annotation, molecular function: carbohydrate:proton symporter activity. Gene Ontology annotation, cellular component: membrane. The record is from RefSeq and is a predicted model, not a curated record. The transcript is spliced from 5 exons. NCBI's taxonomy places the organism in Eukaryota, Fungi, Ascomycota, Eurotiomycetes, Chaetothyriales, Herpotrichiellaceae. The coding region runs from base 1 to 1644 and encodes 547 amino acids. Gene Ontology annotation, biological process: transmembrane transport; carbohydrate transport.